AUGAAGCUCACCGCUGUCUCCCUGUUGGUUCCCAUUCUGGCAUACCUAGAAACUGCCUCUGCUCAGACUGAUGCAGGCUGUGCAGCCUCAGUCAUUUUCAAUCAAUGUCUUCGAAACCAAGACAUUUAUAUCAAGACAUGUUCUGGUCAAGACUACACGUGCCUGUGCAAGUGGCACACAACAAAGUUAUCUUGUUGGGACAAUUGUCAAAAUGAUGUUUCAAGAGGUUCACAAGAAGGUCUAAAAACCACCUUUUGUUCUAUUGCAGCCCCGAUUAACGCAACUGUAUCAUCUAUCGGAUCUGCAUUACCAACAGCUUCACAAGCACCAAGUAGUAGCAGCAAUGGUAGCGGAAGUAAGAGUGGCAAUGUUGCUAGCCUGUCGCCUUCAGCAGCCGGACCUAUCAAAAUUCCCAGUGCAGCCACAGCAGCCGGAUCUCUGCCUUCUCUUGGUAGCACAAAGAACAGCAAUGGCACUACUGGGACUAACGGUGGAGGUGGCAAUGUCAAUAAGACCAGCCAUUCGGGCGCAAUGAGCCUUGAGUCCGGUCCGGUGUUUGGUGUGAUAGUUGCUGUCACUUGCUAUUGGUUUCUCUUGUAAG
Phycomyces blakesleeanus NRRL 1555(-) is the source of this 601-nucleotide messenger RNA. RefSeq lists its product as hypothetical. NCBI's taxonomy places the organism in Eukaryota, Fungi, Mucoromycota, Mucoromycetes, Mucorales, Phycomycetaceae. The record is from RefSeq and is a predicted model, not a curated record. The transcript has 5 exons. Bases 1 to 600 code for a protein of 199 amino acids.